UUUAUAAUCCUAGUGACCACAUGAAUAGAUUUUCUCCAUGCUGAGGUGUCCCUAAUCUGUUCUUUCAAGUCUCCUAAUGGUGCACCCAUCACCACUGUAACUGAGUUCAUCCACCUUGCUGCUGAUCGGUCUCUUCCUCUGUUUCUUUCCACUUUUCACAACAUUAGAGCCUUUUCCAAAGAGCUGGGACUUCCUAUUAUUUGGAAGAAGUAAAGAAACCUGUUUCUGGCCAUUUGCUCCUUGAAUGAGAAUUCUGGAUUGAUUUGUUCUAUGAUCCGUUUGUUUGUUUUCUUGGCUGUCCAGUACUCUCAGGAAUCUUCUCCAAAAAUAUUUAAGUAUAUGUGUGAAUGGAUAGAUGUGUGUGUGUGCGUGCGAGAGAGAGAAAGGGCCACAUUAUACAGUGAGAUUACUCAUUUCAGUUUAGAUAUUUAUAAGAUUAAUGCAACUUGCAGGCAGAUGCAAUAUACUUCAUUGUUGGCCUGAGUCACAUUACCCAUGAAGCCAUAAUGUGGUUUCCUUGGGUACUGUAGGAGUAAAUCCAACCAUUGGGAAUGGCAAUCAGGAUGUUGUAUGCUUACAGAACUAAUACUGAAGCAAGCAGCAACAUUAGAUAAUCCAGUGCUCUUUCUUCAACAUUAUGCCAGGCAGUAUACACCAUCAUGUGUCCCAAGUAAGGACUCUGUACAAAAAGAUCCUUCAGCUUCACCGUUUGUUGCCACUGGAACUGAAAGCCUUGGGAGAUCAAUAUGUGAAAGAUGAAUUCAGGCGACACAAAUCCAUCAGACUUCAGGAGGCCCAGCACUUCCUACAGGAGUGGGAGAACUACAAAAUGAUGCUGCAGCAGCAGGCUAAUCAACAUAUGCAAAACACCACUGAUCAGCCUGAUUUUGGAGCACAUCUCUCAGAGGAGAAACUUAAUGCCCUUCGACAUGAGCAAGUUGGACAGCUACAUGAACUAAUGCAAGAGGCCACCAAAACCAAGAGACAGUUCAGUAUUUUAGAUGAUGGAGACUGCAAACAUUAACAGGUUUUGUGAAUUUCACUUGAUGGAGUUUCAUUUUUGUGUAUUUUUUUAAAAUAGUUUUAUUCUAAAGAAUUAAGGAAGAUGGUAAAGAUACACAUAACAAAUGAUCAGAAGCAACUACUGUCAUCUAUAUAUUAUGUACUUCUACUAAAUGUGGAGAAUAGUUUAAUAUUUUGGAACAUUUCAGCUAUGUUAAAUUUAUCAUAUGCAGGAAACAAUUAAAAUGGCUUUGUACUAAGAAUAUAUUUUGUGGAUAGUCAGAACAUCAGGGAGAUAAAAACUUUGAACUGCAUAAUGAUUGAAGUUCAAAAUUUAAUAGUCUUUUUGUUUUUUUUAAAAAAAUAGAAUGCAGCUAUAUGUAUUUAACAUAAUUUAUUGUUUGAUUCAAAUGUCUUCAAGAUCAUAUCAAAUUCUGCUUUUCACUUACUUUCAAAUACCAAAAGCUGCCUUCUUUUGCCCAAUAUUUUUUCUUGCAAAAGAAAUUUUGGUUUUUCUAUUUCAUUUUAAAGCACUAAAGUAGCAGAUGGUAUUGUUACUCUUUUUGUGAUUCACCUUUGUAUCAUUCUUCAGCCUCCCAUGCUGUUCUUACUUCCUGUUCUGAUAAAAGUUUCCUUGUGAUGUCUUCCCUUGAGAUUUAAUUGGAAUAUAACAAGUCAAGCAGGCUUUAGACUGCUGGGAAGACGAUUGUUCAGUGAGAGAAGAAUAUCUGGAUACAUAGUUCAGCUGUUUCUUAUCUAAGAAAAAUGAAGAACUUCUGCAUGCCAACAGUUUUAAGAAGAGAAGUUGAACUGAAUAGGUGGAUCUUCUUUUUGUUUAACAUGCACAAUUCCCCCAGAGCCUAAUUUAUUUAUUUUAUUUUAUUUUUAAAAUUUAUAAACCACCCCACUCCCGCAGGACUCCGGGCGGCUAAUAAUAAAAACACCAUAUAACAUGACAAAACAAACAAUACAAUAACAGUCA
Crotalus tigris (Tiger rattlesnake) is the source of this 1984-nucleotide messenger RNA. It is a transcript of the gene SDHAF3, whose product is annotated as succinate dehydrogenase complex assembly factor 3. The record is from RefSeq and is a predicted model, not a curated record. The transcript has 3 exons. Gene Ontology annotation, biological process: succinate metabolic process; mitochondrial respiratory chain complex II assembly. The coding region runs from base 638 to 1024 and encodes 128 amino acids. Gene Ontology annotation, cellular component: mitochondrial intermembrane space; mitochondrion. Lineage: Eukaryota; Metazoa; Chordata; Lepidosauria; Squamata; Viperidae.